This is a messenger RNA of Naegleria gruberi, 3603 nucleotides long. RefSeq lists its product as uncharacterized. Bases 1 to 3603 code for a protein of 1200 amino acids. Gene Ontology annotation, biological process: regulation of Rab protein signal transduction. Lineage: Eukaryota; Heterolobosea; Eutetramitea; Acrasida; Naegleriidae. The transcript has 2 exons. The record is from RefSeq and is a predicted model, not a curated record. Gene Ontology annotation, cellular component: cytoplasmic vesicle.
AUGAGCACCAAAGCGGCAGUUCUCUUAUCGACUGUAGCCGUGUUUGUAUUACCUGAACAACUCCAGCAGCAACAACAACAACAACAGAAUGGUGAUUUGUUUGGGAGUGUUUUGAAUGGAUCGUCUUCUCGGAUGAAGGUGGGAUCUCCUCAACCUGUUUCAAAUCAAUUAUUUAUGAAUAGUUUUAGCAGCCAACCUUCUACACCUGUUUCCUCUCCGAUUGUUUCAUCAGCAUCUUCAUCAUUUUCUAGGAAUAAUAGCAGCAAGCCUUCAUCUCCAUCAUUGUUGGGAAAGAGCUUUUCAUCACCUGCCUUGAAGAAAACAUCAUUGGAUUUUCAGAGACCAGAAUCAACAUCUGUGAUGAAUUAUCAACAACAUUUAAAAUCGAAUCAGAAGGAGAGUUUCAAUCCGAAAAAGUUUGCAUCUCCACAGGCAGAUUUGGUCUAUACCUUUCCUUCUGUACUAUCACAGGAUAAGAUGGUAAAUUUAAAAUCCAUGCCUCUCUUUUGUUUCUAUUCUCAACAUGAAAACAAGGAGAGUUAUGUUGCAAGAGAUUCAAAGAUAGUAGUUCCACCAACAACAUCACAAUCAUCACUCAUGAAUAAUGUAAAUAGAGAUGAAAUUGUUGUACAAUUAUUUCCAUUUGUUACUACAGACUUUUUCAAGAAUGAAUGUUAUUGUUUUUGUUUGAGAAUUGAUAAUCAAUUGGAAAAAGUGGCAAUAGUAUUUGAGAGUUCUUUGCCAAUUUAUGAUUUAUUGAAAGAGAUGGUUCUUGAAAUGUUUAAUUGUGGAAUUUUUGAUAUUUUUCUGAAUAAGGGUUUUAGAGAAGAACAAAUGAGAAAUCAAAGCACAACACUUAACAAUGGAUCCACAUUCCCAAAUGAUGACAAACUUCCCCUCAAAAAGGCAGCUUUUCAAAGAACAAUAGAUAUGCUACUGAAUAAGGUACCAAUACCUGCACCCUCUAGAAUUAGCUCUGUGAGUUUUAGACCCUUAAAGAAGAAAUAUUCACUUAGAUUCCCAGAUGUGGAGGAGUUACCUUUUUGUAAUAAAAUCAUUCUCGUUAGUGAUAGUGUUGCUCUCAUGACUUACUGUGCAGAAGCUCUUAGAAUUCUAUUAUAUCCUUUCCAAUUUCCACUCAUGUUUGCAUUCAUCCCACAUUUGCCUGUACAACUUUUGGAAACCAUUCUUUCACCCGUGCCAUAUAUUGUGGGUGUUCAUGGAAGUCUCAAGAGAGAACUCUUCUCAGUAAUUGAACAACAAAAUAGAAUGUUUGAGCAAACAGCAAAAAUUAGUAAUGGAGAAACCGAGCAUGAUAAGAGUUUAAUAGUUCUAGAUAUUGAUAAUUCCAUGUUCUUAUAUGGAAAAUCUCCAGAAAGAGAAUUCAAGUUCCCAGAACCAUACAGAUUUCAAUUAAUUGAAAAACUUAAAAUUAUCCAAAAGCCAUCCUUCAAAACAAUGGACUUUUUACAAGGAGCUGCCUACACACAGAAUGAACAAAAUUCCUCUACUGACACCAAAAUUCGGGAAGCCUUUACCUCACUCUAUUGUAAAUUACUCUCACCUUUAAAUAUUCACAUUCUUACUCGUAAAUGGGUAAAGAAAAACAAGAGAAACGAAAAUGAUUAUAUUGACAAUAUCAAGAAAUAUGUUACUGAAGAAGCAGAGGAUAUUGAUAUUCGUCUUAAAGAAUUUCUCAGAAAUUUGUUUAAUAAUCAGAUAUUUUCAGAGCUUCUCAAUCACGGAAUGGAGGAGCAAUACUUUUACCAAGAGCUCUGCUUUUCGAUAUUCGUAAAUAGAGAGAUGGAACAAUUGGUAAAUUACAAAAACCUGAUAUUGCCAAGCGACUAUUCUGGUACCAACACAUUGCUCGACUUUGAUGUUAAUUUAUUUGAAAACUCAAUAGUACCUCAAUCCAAUCCAAAUGAUUCUCUUCUUUUAUGGAUAGAGAACAAAAUAGAUAAUACCCACUCACUAGGUAAUAAUGAAAUUUUAUUGAACUAUGUAAAAUCUAGGCUUGUACUUAUGAGAGCAUUCAUUUAUGAGAGAAAGGAGCAAUACAUAAAAUGCUUAGAAGAUACCCUCGAAUGUAUUACUACCUGUAUGGAUGAAAGGCUCAUAAAGAGGGAAUGGUUUGAAUCGAUCAUUCUCCGAAUCCCAAAGAAGAACCUCUCACAAUAUAUAGCCAAGAUGAAAACUCAAUACAUUCAAACUCCUGAGGACAAUUACAGAUUAAGCUUUUUAGAAAAGAUUAUCAUGGAAAUGCACCAAAGUCAUGUCACUGAUGUGAAAUCAAUAUUUGAACAAUCCAAGACCAUAGAUGUUUCAAUUAAGAGUGGAAGAAGAACAUCCUUCCACGAAUAUUUGGAUGAAGCUGGAGAAACUGAUGCCUUCUCAUUUGAAGAAAAUAAUGAUACCCCUCUUGCUUCUUCUCUUCCUAAUGAAUCAAUUAUUUUACCAGACGAUACUGAAGAUGUUUCUCCAAGCUCACCACCAGAAAAUGAUGAUAUUGAAGGCCUACAAACUCCUCUCACCAAACGUAGAUCAUUAUCGUUCACUGAUGUCACAACCGAUUCACCACUUCAAUCACAAGUGCCAUCCAGUAGGACUGCAAAUAUUAACACCAAGAAUGGUUCUAUUCUUUUAUCGCUGCCCUAUAUUAACUUCUCCAGAAUUGAACAACAACUCAUACCAAAGAAUAUCGAAUCUAUCAACAAGGCAUCAAGUCUAAGAAGGAGAAGUGCAAGCAUAUUUGUAAAGAAAAAGAAGGAUGAGGAGGUUGCUUGUGUUAAUAUUUCAAAGGAAAUGUUCUCAAUGAUUACAUUCGAGAGUGGAAUGUUCUUCUCCAAACAAGAUGGAGACAGAGUGUAUCAACAACUCGUUGAAAUUCAACAAGACAAGUUGAACAUUCCAGAUACAUUGCUCAACCCAGAAACACUCAAAAAAUUCCUUUCAUGGUUCAGAACUAUUAAUCAAUUCAACCAAUAUUCCACUUUCAGACUGAGAAAAAUCGAGUCUUUCUCUGAAGUUCCAUCAUCCUUAUUGGCAGAUCAAGAAUCUCACAAACAUGUCGUUCUUACCCAAAGCACUUUUUGUAAAGCCUCAUUUUUCUUUUCCAAAAUUUCAUCAUUGGACGAUAGUGUGAGAAGUGAUUCACUCAUUCAAGUGGACGAAAAUACCAAAACUGGAAGAAUUUGCUUCUGCAAUGAUGGUUCAAUUUAUUUUGGUAUUUCUAGAUUGGAGCUUGUCCUUUCGGACAUGUCACAAAUUUUAAAGAUUGAUCACUAUCCUCCACAAAACAUGUUGAAACAACAACCAGAUCUUUUACAUUUAACCAUAGAAGGUAUUGUAAAGAUAGUCAUCAAGAUGGACCAAGACAACUGUAGAGUUGUAGAAUUCAAAUUCCCAACAACAAUACAAAGUUUGAAAUGGUAUAGUCACUUUUUAAGUUUGAUGAAUUUCAGUACCUCAAUGACAAUGAACCUUAUUAUGAGCAAAAAACAAAAUGUGCAAUCAGUCCCCACAAAUCCAACAACAGUCUCAAUAUUUAGAAAUAUUACAAUUGAUCAUGUUCUUUACAUGAUGAAUAGCGCCUACCAAUAA